CCAUAGUCAGACGCACACAGAUCUAACGGCAUAUGAGUCAUAGCUAAAUAAAAUCAUUUCUAAAUGACUAACACUUAAUCGCAGCUAGGAGAACAAAUGAACUGACAUUGCCAAAGAUAUUUUGCCUGUGACUUUUGUUACCGUGGUGAUUCAAAGUAAAGGAAUAUAUGAAAGUGAAAGUAGCUUACGACCUGGGUGGACCACAUCCUGAUGUUCAUUUUGCUGCACGGAAAGUUUUGAUCUUCGUUGUCUACACUUAACGUUAUUUUGCUGAAUCGCAUAGGCCUACUCGAUGGCGACUUUUGAAGAUGCAAUAACUCAGGAAGACCUGGAAGAUCUUAAAGAAACCAUAUCUAAUCAGGAUCUUCCAUCAGCGAUAAACACCAUCAAAGAUUACCUUAAACAACAAGACCUCGUUGAGCUUAAUGUUGGUGUGACGGGAGAGUCUGGUUCUGGAAAGUCCACAUUUGUGAAUGCUUUCAGGGGUUUAGGUGAUGAAGACGAGAGCUCUGCUUCUACAGGUGUAGUGGAGACCACCAUGAUACCCGAGGUUUACAUUCACCCAAAUUACAAAAAUGUGAAAGUGUGGGAUCUCCCUGGAAUCGGAACGCCAAACUUCAAAGCCAAUGAGUACCUUCAGCAGGUUCAGUUUGAACGUUAUGAUUUUUUCAUCAUUAUUGCUUCGGAUCGGUUUAAGGAAUCUCACACCCAGCUGGAAGAGAUCAUGAGGAUGGGGAAGACGUUUUAUUUUGUUCGUUCUAAGAUUGACAUUAGCAUUACUGCUGAGAAGAGGAAGAAGAACUUUGACCUAAAAAGGACGCUGGAUACCAUCAGAGAGGAUUGUAAAAAUGGCCUCAAAAAGAUUGGUAUUGACUUCCCUGUUGUCUUCUUGAUGUCUGGAUGGGAACUGGGCAAGUAUGAUUUAAAUCUGCUGCAGGAGAGGUUGGAGAAGGAGCUUCCACAGCAUAAGAGACACGUGCUUAUGUUGGCUUUGCCAAAUAUCACACUAGAAAUCAAUGAGAGAAAGAAGAAAGCUCUAGAGGAAAACAUUUCCAGGGUAGCCUUCCUCUCUGCCUGUGUGGCUGUGAUUCCACUGCCCGGUCUUUCAAUUGCGGCAGAUGUAGCCAUCAUAGCAGAUGAGCUUAGAAAGUACUACAGUGCCUUUGGUCUGGAUGAUCCGUCUCUGCAGAAGCUCUGUGAAAGAUCUGGGAAAACGGUGGAGGAGCUGAAGGGUCUGAUGAAGUCACCUCUACAUAAUGGAAUAAACCCAAGUUCAGUGAUAGCUUGGCUGGGUGCUGCAUCCCUUCUUAUAUCAGAAGAUGCUAUUGAGUUUUUUGUGAGCCUUAUACCUAUUGUAGGCUCUGUUGUGGCGGGGGGGAUGUCUUAUUUGACUGUCUCAAGUAUGCUGAAGAGAGCUCUUGAUGAUAUAGCAAAAGAUGCCAGAAAGGUGCUGAUGGCUUCUCUAGAGUCUGAAGUGUAAACGGUUAUGUUAAUUAGACCUAAAAUUAGAUACAAUAAAUAUCAGAAUCAAUGAAUGAAUAUAGGGAAAUGUUUGGGAAAUAGAAGUUAUCCAAAACUAAAACAAUUUCAUGUUUACAUAUUAUAUUGAUUUAUGGUUUACAUCUAUUUCAGUAGCAGUUGUAAAAAAGAAAUAAAUAUUUAUUCUAGAUCAG
Messenger RNA from Triplophysa dalaica, 1673 nucleotides. Its product is annotated as interferon-inducible GTPase 5-like. Gene Ontology annotation, cellular component: membrane. NCBI's taxonomy places the organism in Eukaryota, Metazoa, Chordata, Actinopteri, Cypriniformes, Nemacheilidae. Gene Ontology annotation, molecular function: GTP binding. The record is from RefSeq and is a predicted model, not a curated record.